Messenger RNA from Pieris macdunnoughi, 1578 nucleotides. NCBI's taxonomy places the organism in Eukaryota, Metazoa, Arthropoda, Insecta, Lepidoptera, Pieridae. The record is from the annotation of a GenBank genome assembly.
AUGUUGAAAAGUAAAAAUUAUAUUCACGGCGGCGACGAUGGCAUUAUACCUUCUCACGUUCAUUUGGGUAAAUUUAUGUUAUUUCGUGCAAAAAAUUACGAUAGAAAGAUCGCUAUGAUUGACGCGGAUACAGAUAAACGAAUGACGUAUACGGAAUUCGCGCAAUUAUCUGUGAACAUUGCUCUAUCGUUGAAAAAGCUGGGAGUGGGUAUAGGCGAUGUGGUCUGUGUCUGUAGCGAGAAGAGGAUGGAGUUCAUGCCUACAAUAGUCGGAGUAUGCUGUACUGGAGCCAGUUUUGCUGCAGGAGACAAUAGCGUUAAGAAUAAUGCAUUUCUCUACCGCAUGAACAUCUUGAAGCCAAAAGUUUUGUUCAUAUCCCAAGCGUCGUAUGAGAUACAUAAACAUACGUUGUCCACAAUGAACACAGAACACAUAGUUAUAUACGGUAACGGACCGGAGAAGACCUUCGAAGAGUUCCUCAGUGAAAGUGCUGAUGUAGAGGAAUUUGAAGCUACGCCAGUGAAGGGAUGGGAGGACAUCGCGGUAAUACAAUUCUCGUCAGGCACGACAGGACUUCCAAAGGCUGCGAAAUUCACGCAUUUGAACUUUAUACUGGCUAUAACUCAGAGUAAACGGAAAUACCAGAGUUUUGAUGUGAACAACAAAUACGCGGGGUCUAUGUCACUGGUGACGCGCGAGUGGUACUACACAUAUGGUCUUUAUCAUACAUUGAGUUCGUUGGCACUUGGCGCAUGCGUCGUGUUCACGAGGGAAAAUAUUAUGGAAGAUUACCUUCGUGCAAUUGAAAAGUAUAAGAUAAAGAAUCUUCAGAUCGUCCCAAAUAGUUUGAUAGACAUAAAAAAUUGUGUAAAUUGUCAAAAAUAUGAUUUAUCAUCUGUGGAGCAUAUCCGCAGUACCAGUUUACCUGUUAGUAAGCAUUUGAUUACUGGUCUCAAAAUCAUCUUUCCCAACAUCAAGGCUCUAAAACAAAGCUAUGGAAUGACGGAAUCGGGUUGUGUUAUACACGAAGAAAUCCCUAAGGGGGACAAAUUGGGGACCGUUGGAACAGCCUGCGUGGGGACCAUUAUAAAGGUGGUUGAUAUGAAAACAAAUGAAGCGCUUGGGCCGAAUUGUCGCGGUGAGAUUCGAUUUAAAUCUUUGUCGUUAAUGGCUGGUUACGUUGGUGAAUCAAAUCGUGAUUAUUUGGAUGAAGAAGGGUUUUAUAAGACCGGUGACGUUGGGUAUUAUGAUGAUGACAAAUAUUUUUAUAUCGUGGAUCGAAUCAAGCAUUUUCUGAAGUACAAAGGAGCAACGAUUUCACCAGCUGAAGUAGAGAUGGCGUUAAUCAAGCAUCCGGGAUUGAAGGACGUCGGCGUUACGUCACAUCCGUUUAGCGAAGCGCCUGUUGUAUUUGUAGUGACUCAACCCGGCUGUGACGUCACAUUACAAGAAAUAAAUGAUAUUCUUCACGUUGAGAUGCCAACAGCUAGUUUAUCAGAAAUUAGAUUUGUUGCGGCAAUACCUCGAGGCGUUGGCACGAAAAUUGACAGAAACGCGUUGAAAAGCAUGUUAAAAUAG